GCGGCAGCCAGUGCAAUGGGAGGGCCUGGCACAGGGUGCAAGGGCUGGAGGAGGGUCUGACAGAGGGAGGGAGGCAAGCACUCAGGUCUCACUCUGCAGGAGGUGACACAGGAUCUGCACUAGGAAGCGAUCCCCACUCAUGGGAUAGUCAAGAUUCCUUUGGGAUCAAGUUUAAUCUUCUGAGGAGCCGAACUGCAGCCUGCCCUGGGACCUAUGCUGCAGCUGGGGGCAAAGGCAGGACCCUCAGAGAGAAAGAGAGAGCUCACUGACCCAGGAUUCUGAUCAGCACCAGGGACAGAACCAGCAGAACACGACUGGGAUGGCUGCAGGGAUGAGGCUGGGUCCAGCUGGGCUCUGCCUGCUCCUGGCACUGUGCCUGGCAUGCUCGGGCUUCAAUGUGGACACCCAGUUCCCGGUGAUAAAGCAGGCGGGUGUCCCCGGAGGGUUCUUCGGCUUCUCGGUGGCAUUUCACAGGCAGAGUGAGGGGCAGCAGCGCUACCUACUGCUGUCAGGAGCUCCCCAAGACGCAGCGCCCCCCAACGUGAACGUGAACAGAACAGGAGCCGUCUACGCGUGUCCCAUCACAAUCUCCAAAUCUGACUGUUUCAGAGUCUUAGUGGAUCAGGAAAAUCUGCCUGGCACCAAUGCAAUUGAGGACAUGUGGCUGGGAGUUACACUGGCAUCACAGGGUCCUGGAGGCCGCGUCCUGAUGUGUGCCCAUCGGUACUCUGUAGUCUUGAAGUCUGGAGAACAACUGAAGAUGAUAGGCAAGUGCUACGUACGGGGAAAUGACUUGGGAUACAGUGAUAUCGAUGACUGGCAGACCUAUCAUUAUGAGAUGUGUGACGCUAGCAGUGACCACCAGAAUACUGGCAUGUGCCAAAUGGGCAUCAGUGGAGGCAUCACUGAAAACAUGUUGUACUUUGGAGCUCCAGGUGCCUACAACUGGCAAGGUACAGACUAUGUUCUACAGAGAGAUAACUGGGAUUUAAUGGAAACCUCGUUCCCGAAGGAGGGUCUAUCUAACAUCUACUUGGGGUACUCUGUACAGGUUGGCAAGAACAUAUUAGCGAAAGAUAAACUCACUGUUGUCUCCGGAGCUCCUCGUUGGAACCAUAAGGGCGCUGUGUAUCUGAUGGAAAUGGAGGAGAAAGCCUUAAAACUGAAACAGGUGCUGAGUGGGGACCAGGUGGGGUCCUACUUUGGAAACAUCAUUGCCCUGGCUGAUUUUAACAAUGAUGGUUGGCAAGACAUAGCAGUUGGUGCUCCCUAUUAUUUUGACCAGAGGAAGGAAGUUGGUGGAGCAGUUUACAUUUACACCAAUGAAGUUGGAAGUUUCACUGAUAAGCCGUCUUUAGUGUUGCAAGGUCCUACAGACUCUGGUUUUGGUUUUGCUGUGGCAAAUAUUGGUGAUAUUAACCAGGAUGGUUUUGUAGACUUGGCUGUAGGGGCCCCUUUUGAAGAAACGGGCAAACUGUAUAUCUACAUCAGCAAUUCUAAUGGUGUUCGAUCCAAACCCAGCCAGAUAAUCGAUGGAUCUCAGGUUGGCGGGAUACAAAUGUUUGGAUAUUCUCUGAAUGGGGGGAUGGAUGUUGAUGGAAAUUCCUACCCAGAUCUGCUUGUGGGCAGUUUAUCUGAUCAAAUGGCACUGCUCAGAUCUCGACCUGUUAUCAAUAUCUCAAAAGAGUUCUCUGUAACACCAACACUUGUGGACCCCAAUAAAUGUACUUCUUCAACAUGUAUGGAUGUCCGCCUCUGCUUCUCGUACAUGCUAAGUACGGGUGACUCCAGUAACAAACAGAACAUUACUCUCCAGUACACGGUGGAAGCUGACUUUGAUCGGCGCCCUUCUCGAGUGAAAUUCUUAGGCACUGCAGGAGGUGUUUACAAAGGAUUUUUCUCAAUGCCAGAUACAAAAUGCCAAAAUCUAAAGCUUCUGUUACUGGAAAAUUUCCGAGAUAAGCUCCACCCAAUACAAAUUUCACUGAAGUACAACAUUCUGGAGCGUGAGCAGAAAAAUGUCAGGAGGGUUGUUAACCUGGACAACUUCCCUGUCCUUAACCAAGAUCAGAGCACAGAGCAAAUGCUGGAGGUCCACUUUAAGAAAGAGUGUGGAGCAGAUAAUGUGUGUAGGAGCAACUUACAGAUGCAGUAUGAAUACCUGAAUGAAAACUUAGAGCCAUUUCCAAGGGUAAAUGGAACUCAGGUUCUCUAUUAUAACUUAAAUGUCAAGAGGUUGCACCUUCGAAUAGUUGUGACCAAUUUCCCUACUGCAACCUCCUCAGCAGACGAUGCACAUGAAGCUAUGUUAAAUGUCACAUUUCCAGAUGAACUUGUCUUCUCCGCAGCGCGACCAGUUGGUUCCUGUGUCUUUGAUGGUACUGUCUUGUGUCAGCUGGGAAACCCCUUCCGGAGGAACCAAAGGGCUGAGAUUGACAUCACAUUGCAAACAACUGGAAUUGUCUUGAAGACCAGAGAGGUGACCACUGCACUCCAGCUGUCCACACUGAGUAAACAGACCGGUCUGGAGGAGGAAUCUGCCGAUUUCUUGGUGGACUACACAUUAAAGACCUCAUUAUCUGUAAUGCCCCAGAGCGUACAGACCUAUUUCAGUGGUCAAGUGAAGGGGGAAUCAGCAAUGAAGAGAGUGCAAGAUGUGGGAAGCCCCGUGGAGUUCAUAUUUAAGGUUAAAAAUGAGGGUGAACCCCUCAACGAUCUGGUAUCCCUGAUCCUAGCUGUGGAGUGGCCCUAUGAAGUCACCAAUGGGAAGUGGCUUUUAUACCUUACAGAAGUGCUGGUGGAGACAACAAACGUGACACAGUGCCAGCCUGCCGAAGACAUCAUUAACCCUUUAAACCUCACUCUCAGUGGAGGUAGAAGAAAGAAGAGAGAUACUAUAAAGUUGGAUUUGCCAGAUGUAAAAGUUUUGCAAGCCGUCAAAAGACCAAAUACUCUACUGAGGUGUGCGGGUGGAGGAGCCAACUGUGUACGUUUUGAAUGCCCAUUGAAUGACUUGCAAACGACUGCCAAUAUUACUGUGCGUGCAAGAGUCUGGAACAGCACUUUCUUAGAGGAUUAUAGAUAUGCCGACAGAGUUUGGGUGGAGGGAUCAGCAGGACUUUAUCUGAAAACCGAUAUUGACUCCAUAAAAAUGCCAAGCCACCAUGUAUUGUUUGCAGUCACAAUAGACUCAGAACUGGUAGAACCACCUCCGGCUGAACUUCCGCUCUGGGUGAUAAUUGUUGCAGUGCUAUCUGGAAUUUUACUACUAGGACUUAUCAUUCUGCUCCUCUGGAAGUGUGGAUUCUUCCGGAGGGCCAACACCCGCGCCAAGUAUGAGGUCAGAGGUCAGAAGGCUGAAAUGAAGGUGCAACCAUCGGAGACUGAGAGAUUAACACAGGAUUCCUGAGUACGACCUCUGACCACUGACCCCCAACCCUGCCCCUCGGGUUGGAUUUUUCCAUCGUGUCAGACAUUACAGCCUGGCCCAAACUCACUAUGCUGUGUGUGUCCGUCAAGAUGAAAGACAGAAGCUGUGCGGCAGGCUACCAGACAGCCAGAGACACUGGGUCACCACCUGGAAAGAAACGGCCAGAUACUACUGAGAGCAUUCUAUUGCCAAGACUCAUCGGGAGCUGGACUAUCUCCUUUUUUUACAUUGGCUUCUUAUUGACAAUGGGGACAUUUGAAAAGGGUUCGGGGGACAGCUGUAGAUUAUUUUAUGAUUGACUUUAUAUAGGAAUUUUAUUAUUUUACUAUGCUGGAAUAGAAAAACACCAAAUUAUCCUGUAGCACUCGAAUAUGGGCAGCGCAUUUCCAUUUGACUUUGGUGCCAUGAAAUAAGGGGAGGAGGGUAUGACCUAACACUGGAAUAAAGAGACAGAGUUUCCUGUAACACUGGAAUUAUGGAGACACUGGAGAAACAUAAAUUAUCCAGCAGAACAUGGGUACGGAGACCUGGACUCAUUCUAUGCUUUUUGUGACUUUGGUUAAAAGACACUGGAAAAACUCCUUUAUAAAUACAUUUUUAUUGUAUAUCAGAGCAUGAACGUCCAGAUCUGGAGGAAGCACUGGAAACAUUUGGAUGACACUGGAUGAACCAAUUCCCUCACAGAGAUGACUUCUCAUAUGUAUUGCACAUAAUACGCCUGUAUUUUAUACAGUGAGCCAUAUUUACGAGUAUAGAUAUGGUGGACAUAUAUGGACUAUAUGUAACUCGGACAG
Molecule: messenger RNA, 4224 nt
Organism: Bufo bufo (common toad)
Lineage: Eukaryota; Metazoa; Chordata; Amphibia; Anura; Bufonidae
Gene: ITGA3
Product: integrin subunit alpha 3
Exons: 26
Coding region: 320-3409 (1029 amino acids)
Biological process (GO): integrin-mediated signaling pathway; cell-matrix adhesion; cell adhesion mediated by integrin
Cellular component (GO): external side of plasma membrane; integrin complex
Molecular function (GO): integrin binding
Source: RefSeq, a predicted model, not a curated record